GCGAACUCGAUGUCGGGGAGGCGGUCAACCCAAUCUUUCUGGUCCGGACGGAUGAGCGUACGAAGCAUCAUUUGAGCGGUUUGAUGUGCCCGCUCCGUUUGCCCGUCCGUCUGUGGAUGCCGAGCCGAACUUGGUUUCAUCUUCGUGCCGGACUCCUGCAUGAGAGCAGUCCAAAAUGCCGACAUGAAGCUUGUGUCGCGGUCGCUGACUAUGUCUUCCGGUACACCGUGGCCACAAAUCCAACUGGUGUGCAAGAGGCGUGCCAGCUCGGGAGCCGUGGAGUAGUACAUGCAAGGGAGAAAACGCGCAUACUUACUCAAACGGUCCACAACCGUGAGGAUGGCGUCGUGUCCGAGGCGGUCGGGGGGGAAUGGUCCGGUGACAUCCAUGGCAAUGGAGAGACCGGGUUCCUGCGGGAUCGGCAUCAGGCGCAGCUCGCCGUAGGGGUUGCGGUUGUGGGGUUUGCUUCGUCGGCAAACUUCGCAAGAGUCGCAAUACCUCGUGACGGCGGUGAUGAGGUCGGGCCAUCGGAAUCGCUGUCGAAGCCGUGCGAUAGUGCGGUUGACUCCGAAAUGGCCGGCGAGUCGCGAAUCAUGAUACUCGUCGAGGAGGCGAGUCCGAAGACGGCGGUCGCGUGGGACACAUAGUAAGUCCUUGCCCCGCGAGUGCAGGACCAAGUACCCAUCGGCGAUGUGAUAGUGGCUGGCCGGCGGGUGAUCCGAAGA
This is a messenger RNA of Chara braunii, 725 nucleotides long. The record is from the annotation of a GenBank genome assembly. NCBI's taxonomy places the organism in Eukaryota, Viridiplantae, Streptophyta, Charophyceae, Charales, Characeae.